UCCAGUUACUGAAGGAGAUCUUUGAACGACUGAAGAUUGACUUGUGCCUGACAGAGAUUUGUUUUUCCGUUCCAACAUGUCGACAGGUCCUAUUUAAAAAGAACAGUAAUAUUAAAUACGAUUUUUAUUAGAAAGAUGUCCAUGGCCUAGACUAGGAGCUAGUCCAAGUCUAGUAAUGAUUUUUUGUAAUCAUCCAUGUGCCGGACAUAUUCUGAUAUGAUAACCUUUGCAAAGUGAAAGCUUUGUUGUAGGCUAAUUACCAUGAUUUUUAUACCCAUAUUCCUUAUGACAGGUGUCCGAAACAAUGAAAUGAUUAUUACUACAAAAGUAUCUACACAAAGCUAGUAAAACAGAAAUGAUAUGCCCCACCACCUAGGUAUGGGCAGUAUUUCUGAUCAUUUAUACAUCAUUUAUAUGUAUCAUGCUCAGUAUUAUUGUAUUUAAAAAAAAUACAUGAUACUGUAGUUUAUUUUGAUACAUGUCUUGGUUGCUGUAUUUUGUAUUUUAUUUUGAUAGGCUACUUUUACAACUUUAGUAUUUUGUAUCUUGUAUCAAAAUAAAUUUUGAUGUAUGCCUAUUAGAUUUUCGCCCAUCCCUGCCACUGCCCACUAUCACACACAUUAAUACAUAGUGUUGUAAAUAUAGGUUACUUACCAAGCAUACUGAUCUCCACUGUUUGCCCUUUUCUUCAGUUUCAUGCCAUGAUGACAUAUUCUGCAUUUCACUUUAGUUUUUAGGAGUUUCUUCUUUUGAAGCCACUUUAUAAGCUUCAGUGUGUUUCUUUUCGGGUCAUCAUUAAUAAGCUUUUUUAGCUUUGUGAACCUAGUCAUUUUUUGCAAAAGAUUUGCUUUUAAAUGGUAGUGGUUUGCAAUCCAAUAGUCUGCUCUGCAAUUUGCCGCUCUGCAAAGUUCCCUCAGUGGGCCCGCGUUCAUACGUCAUCAACGUGCGAUCAAGAAAACGACCGCCAAAGUUAGACAGCCGAAGCAUGGACAACGUCGAAAAAAAUAAAAAAGGGAUGCGGACCCGGGGCAAAAAGAAAACCGAGGGCAUGAACACAUUGGAGGAGAUACCUGUCAUUAGUGGUUCUGCCAUGGCACCUACCGCACAGCUGGGACUUAAGCAAAAAUCCAAUGAGUUGGAGAUGUUUAAGCUGAGGGUAGAGUGGCAAAAGGAGAAGAUUGCUGAGCUGACUAAGGAGAGAGACUAUCUCAAAGACCAGUUGGCAUCAGCUCUCAAAAAGGAUGACAAAGGUUCCAUCAAGGAAAUGAACUUGUCUUCAGAUUCUUCUGGUGACAGCCCAGUGGAAUCUUCCUCUGAUAUGUCUGAUUCCUCCUCGUCCUCAUCAGAGGAGGACAAGAUAAAAAAGAGAAAGAAGAAGGGAAAAGGGAAAAAAUAUAGGAAGAAGUCAAAGAAAAUCAAACCAAAGACACAGCAGAGAGCCCAAACUCCAGACCAGGUGGUGGACCGGUACAAAAGAAUUCUUAGAAAGUUCAGUAAAGGAGGGACCACGUCUGCUGCUUUCAAGCAUGUUGGAGUGGACAGGAACACGGUGGUGGUCAAUGCUCCAAUCGCAGAGCUGUUCAUUGCUGCGCCUGGCAAGUACAAGGAAAUCCUUAAAAACCACAAUAAUGUGAAGAAACUCAGCGUGUUUGCCACACAGUGUGCCACUGCUAUUCAGGAGGACCAAGGAAUAGAGGACACAAUCACAGCCUAUAAGGCUUCUGGAAAGCUUCUGCCCCUAAAAAAAAAGUGA
Messenger RNA from Etheostoma spectabile (orangethroat darter), 1753 nucleotides. Its product is annotated as coiled-coil domain-containing protein 106. The coding region runs from base 986 to 1753 and encodes 255 amino acids. The record is from RefSeq and is a predicted model, not a curated record. NCBI's taxonomy places the organism in Eukaryota, Metazoa, Chordata, Actinopteri, Perciformes, Percidae. Gene Ontology annotation, cellular component: nucleoplasm. The transcript is spliced from 4 exons.